CGAGCCGCCCGCCCGGCCGAAGCAUGUCCAAGCCCAGCGACCACAUCAAGCGCCCCAUGAACGCCUUCAUGGUGUGGUCCCGCGGCCAGCGGCGCAAGAUGGCCCAGGAGAACCCCAAAAUGCACAACUCGGAGAUUAGUAAGCGGCUGGGCGCCGAGUGGAAGUUGCUCUCCGAGGCGGAGAAGCGCCCUUACAUCGACGAAGCCAAGAGGCUGCGGGCGCAGCACAUGAAGGAGCAUCCCGACUACAAGUACAGACCCCGGCGCAAGCCCAAGAACCUGCUCAAAAAGGACAGGUAUGUCUUCCCUUUGCCUUACCUCGGGGAAACCGAUCCCUUAAAGGCCGCCGGGCUUCCCGUGGGGGCCACUGACUCUCUGCUGAGCUCCCCGGAGAAGGCCAGGGCUUUCCUGCCUCCCACCUCAGCACCUUACUCCUUACUUGACCCCAGCCAGUUCAGCUCCAGCGCCAUUCAGAAGAUGACUGAGGUUCCUCACACCUUAGCCACCAGCACCCUGCCCUACGCCUCCACCUUGGGAUACCAGAACGGGGCGUUUGGCAGCUUGAGCUGUCCCAGCCAACACACCCAUACUCACCCCUCGCCAACUAACCCGGGCUAUGUCGUGCCAUGUAACUGUACAGCUUGGUCGGCUUCCAGUUUGCAGCCUCCAGUUGCCUACAUAUUAUUCCCGGGCAUGACCAAGACUGGGAUAGACCCCUAUUCUUCAGCACAUGCGACUGCUAUGUAACACCCACCCACACCCCCACAGGCGUCCCCCCCGCCCCGAGCGAGCCUUGGGUUGCAGCCGGAACUGGGAUUCAUUCAUGUGCAUGUACAUAAAACCUGCAGAAGCAAAAUGCCACCCGAAGCAGGACUCUGCU
Struthio camelus australis is the source of this 879-nucleotide messenger RNA. The record is from RefSeq and is a predicted model, not a curated record. Lineage: Eukaryota; Metazoa; Chordata; Aves; Struthioniformes; Struthionidae.